AUGUCUUGUAUUUUAUCAAAAUAUAUUCUUCUCUUAUCAUUUAAACGAAAUGUAUCACAACAUUCUUUUAACGUUAUAAAUAAUAAAAAAAAUGUUUUGUGUUUGUUACAUCAAGAUUCAAAAAUACGGUACUUUCAUUACAAUGCAAAUACAUCCCCUUUGAGGUACCUUAGAUCAAAGAAUGUCGAUGUACGAACGAUAUAUUCCAUGUCUCAGACAACACAUAUGUCUAUCAAAGAUGAAAGUCGUGAAUUAAUGGCUGUUUGGCCCGAUGUUGUCCGUGAUCUCACGGAUGCUGGUCGUCAUCUUGACAUACCAGAUGUUACCAAAUGGUUGGCGAAGGUAUUGCAGUACAAUGUACCGGUAGGAGGAAAAAAUAGAGCUUUAACAGUUAUUCAUGCAUACAAAUUAUUAUCUCCUUACGAUCAAUUGACAGAAGAAAAUAUUCGUUUAGCCCGUAUUUUAGGCUGGUGUAUAGAAUUGUUGCAAGCGUUCCUUGUGGUGAUUGAUGAUAUUCAAGAUCAAUCAAAAAUGCGACGAAAUCAACCAUGCUGGUAUACAAACAAUAAUAUUGGAUUGGCGGCUAUUAAUGAUGGUGUAAUGUUGGAAAUGUGUAUAUAUCAACUCCUUAGAAAACAUUUUAAAUCGAAAGAUUGUUAUUUAAAUCUCAUGGAAUUAUUCUUAGAUUCUACAUUAAAAACAGCCAUGGGUCAGUGUCUAGAUUUAUUAUCAACAGAUUUUGGAAAAAAAUCAAAUUUUGAUUUUUUUACUAUGGAUCGAUAUAAUUCUAUUGCAAAAUAUAAGACAGCUUACUAUUCGUUUGUGUUACCAGCCACUGUUGCUAUGUCUUUUGCUGGUAUAAAUGAUCCAGAAAUGUAUCGUCAAGCGAAAACAAUUUUGCUGGAAAUGGGUCACUUUUUUCAAGUAAGAGAUGAUUAUUUAGACUGUUAUGGUGAUUCAGAGACCACUGGAAAGACUGGAACAGAUAUAGCAGAAGGGAAAUGCUCAUGGCUUGUUGUUGUAGCUUUACAACGCGCUACACCAGAACAGAGAAAAAUUUUAGAGGAAUGUUAUGGACAAUCCGAUACAGAAAAAAUAAAUCGUGUGAAACAGCUAUACAAUGAGCUAGGUUUAUCAAAUACUUAUGCUAUUUAUGAAGAAGAAACAUACAAUUUAUUAAACACACAUAUACAACAAGUGUCACGUGGACUUCCACAUGACUUUUUUUUAAAGUUACUUAACAGGGCAUGUCGUAAAGUAGCACGAAAAGAAUAAUUAAGAAUAACAGAUUAAAUUAUUAAUAUAAUUUAAGAAAGAACAUUUCUUUCUUUCUGUGUCAAAGGUUAUAUA
Molecule: messenger RNA, 1350 nt
Organism: Eufriesea mexicana
Lineage: Eukaryota; Metazoa; Arthropoda; Insecta; Hymenoptera; Apidae
Product: Farnesyl pyrophosphate synthase
Exons: 7
Coding region: 1-1275 (424 amino acids)
Biological process (GO): trans, trans-farnesyl diphosphate biosynthetic process
Cellular component (GO): cytoplasm
Molecular function (GO): dimethylallyltranstransferase activity; (2E,6E)-farnesyl diphosphate synthase activity
Source: RefSeq, a predicted model, not a curated record